Molecule: messenger RNA, 816 nt
Organism: Vitis vinifera (wine grape)
Lineage: Eukaryota; Viridiplantae; Streptophyta; Magnoliopsida; Vitales; Vitaceae
Product: DNA-directed RNA polymerases II, IV and V subunit 9A
Exons: 4
Coding region: 324-668 (114 amino acids)
Biological process (GO): maintenance of transcriptional fidelity during transcription elongation by RNA polymerase II; transcription initiation at RNA polymerase II promoter; DNA-templated transcription
Cellular component (GO): RNA polymerase II, core complex
Molecular function (GO): zinc ion binding; DNA-directed RNA polymerase activity; nucleic acid binding
Source: RefSeq, a predicted model, not a curated record
CAGCAGAUUCUCUGAUGAAUGCAGAAAUACAGAAAUAGCUUUCAAAUUUUAAAGAUCGUAUAAAAGUAACCGGAAAUACCUUUACAACAUCUAAUAACGUAACAUGUUUAUCAGGAUGUCUAAUUUUAUCCUUAAAUAAUAAUAAUAAAGAGUGAGAGGAAAAAAAGGGGUGUUAUAUUAUUUUAUAUACCGAGCGAAGAGCCAAGAAGCAUCGGAGAGAGUGGAAUACAGAAAACCCGCCAACGAAGAAAGGAGUGUGCGAAGCCGAAACCAAGUGUCCAUCCCAUCUUCCUCUUCGCUGCAAUUUUCUCGGCAUCGUCAAAAUGAGUACUAUGAAGUUUUGCCGAGAAUGCAACAACAUUCUCUACCCAAAGGAAGAUCGGGAGCAGAAGAUCCUUCUCUAUGCCUGCCGAAACUGCGAUCACCAGGAGGUUGCUGAGAACAACUGUGUCUAUAGAAAUGAGAUACAUCACUCUGUUGGGGAGCGCACUCAGGUCUUGCAGGAUGUUGCUGCCGAUCCAACACUUCCUCGUACUAAAUCCGUUCGUUGCGCACAAUGCAAUCAUGGAGAAGCUGUCUUCUUCCAGGCAACUGCUAGAGGGGAGGAAGGUAUGACACUGUUUUUUGUUUGCUGCAAUCCAAACUGUGGCUAUCGCUGGAGAGAUUGAGAUCAGUCUACACAUGAUUAGUGCUAAACUGGGGCUGACAGUGCUAAAUGUAUUCAGACGUUUGUCCUUGUUCUCCUUAAGAACUGAAUGCAUUUAAAGAAACUUUUAUGAUUUUGCAGCGCAAUGGGGAUUUCAAAAUUUGGUGGCA